This is a messenger RNA of Coregonus sp. 'balchen', 20703 nucleotides long. NCBI's taxonomy places the organism in Eukaryota, Metazoa, Chordata, Actinopteri, Salmoniformes, Salmonidae. The record is from the annotation of a GenBank genome assembly.
AUGGACUUCAGGGACCCAAGGUGACUACCAAUCAUUUUCAAAUAAUAAGUGUCUUCAAAUGGAGUGAAAUAACAAUGUCCUGGAUCGGCCCCCAUAUCUCUACAGUACCACGUUGCAAUAAGGAACCCUUUAUAAAUAGUUUGUUAAGGGUGUAUAAGACGUUUGUGACAAUAUAUUAUUAAUUUGUUGAUCAGUGAUACCCUGUGCAUGGCAGACAAUUCACACCAUCUUUACUACAGUAUCACAAGCACCAAAAUGACGAGAACUACUUGUUUUAUAGUCUGUAACUCUCUUAUAAAUCAAUGCAAACCUUUGAUAAAGGGUACCUUAAUGUAAUUUCAACCCAGUCUGUCCUUACGUCACUAUACAAUGUCACCAGGUCACAACAUCAAACGUGUCAUCUCUCCCCUUCUACCCACAUCUCAUUAUCAGUGUCUCACACAUGCACACACACACACACACACACACACACACACACACACACACACACACAUACACCUACCUACCUACCCACAUCUUCCCCUAUAAGCUCAGACAGAAUGUUGGUCUUUGAUGUCCCCAGAGUUCUAUUUCUGAUCCCCUCAUGACGCAGUGGAUUAAUAAUGUGGUAUUAAUAAUUCUGUCUGUUAGUUGGUGGCGUCGAUACAAAAGAUAUCCUUGAAAAACUCAAUGGACUUUUUUUCUCUCCGACAAUCACUUUGUAACUCAUUUGUUGACAAUUCUCUUUGUUCUACAAGGGGGAACUUGGUGAAAAAGGACACAAGGUAAAUGCUUUUCGAAUGCAGUAAUGUGACAGAGCAAAGCCCGACCCAAGGUCUUUUUAAGCAGUUAUGUUGUGAACAUUUAAGUAUUUGUAUUUAUUGAAAUAUCUAACUAGAAGGACUCCUGCACACUGUACUGUAUAUUUGCAAAUGAAACGUAUCUAAUUGCCAUUAUUGUGUUGUUGUGCUUUUAGGGUGAGCCAGGUAUUGGCCACAGAGGUCCUGUGGGACAGGCUGGUCCACCCGGAACUAAGGUAGACUCCCACACCAUCACUAAGCUCUGCCCCCUACUUAGUCUAAAACGAUUCAGCUUUAACUGGCUUCAAUUGACAAUUUUGUCACUUGAGGGCCUGAUUGUUGCUAUGGAGAUACAAUAGUCUAGAGGAAACACUGAACUUCAGUAGCUGCUGGAGAAAUACCAACACUGUCCGUACCUGUCUCCUAUUUGCUGUCCCGCCCCCCUCUCUCUGUGAUUGUCUUUCUGUCUCUCUUUCUCUUUCAAUUAAUUUGUGAAUUGUUGUUAUCUUCCAUUUACAAACCAAAACACUAAAACGUAUGGAAUUAAUAACUGCAAGGGAAUUAUCAUUUAAAUGAUACCAGUGCAGUAAUUAGAGCAAUGAUAAAAAUACAAAUAUUCACUUUCUAUCUUGGUCCCUCUGUCUCUCAUUCUCUCCUUCUGUCUGUCUGUCGUCUGUCUGUCUGUCUGUCUGUCUGUCUGUCUGUCUGUCUGUCUGUCUGUCUGUCUGUCUGUCUGUCUGUCUGUCUGUCUGUCUGUCUGUCUGUCUCUGUCUCUCUCUAUCUCUGUCUCUUUCUCUCCUUCUGUCUGUAUGUCUCUCUCUCUAUCUCUGUCUCUGUCUCUCUUUUUGUCUGUGUCUGCAUGUCUGUCCUUCUCCCUCUGUCAGGGUGAGCCUGGUGAACCGGGUCCCUCUGGAGCUCAGGGUAUUCAGGGUGUCCGUGGUAACCCCGGUAUCUCAGGUUCUCAGGGCCUGAGGGGCCAACCAGGAGACCCAGGAGAGGCGGGAAGAGAGGUGAGGAGUCCCCGACCAUCCCUUCAACCUGGGGCCAGGAGUUUGUCCUGAUUACUGGAAGGCUUUGUACUGUAGUUAUAGGAAACUCAACACCUUGUACUGUAUAGUAUUAUGGAAACUCAACACCUUGUACUGUAGUGGCAGGUAGCUUAGUGGUUAAGAGCGUUGUGCCAGUAACGAAAGGUCGCUGGUUCUAAUCCCUGAGCCGACUAGGUGAAAAAUCUGUCGAUGUGCCCUUGAGCAGGCACUUAACCCUAAUUGCUCCUGUAAGUCGCUCUGGAUAAGAGCGUCUGCUAAAUGACUCAAAUGUAAAUGUAAAUGUAGUUAUAGGAAAGUCAACACCUUGUACUGUAGUUAUAAGAGACUCAACACCUUGAACUGUAGUUAUAAGAGACUCAACACCUUGUACUGUAGUUGUAAGAGACUCAACACCUUGUACUGUAGUUAUAAGAAACUCCAGGCCUUGUAGUUUUAGCCUAUUUCCUGGUCAGAUCAUGUGGUCCAAAAAAUGUUGCCGCCCAAUUUAUGUCAAAUUCAGCACUAACCAGAAAGCCAGAACAAAGAUAUGUUUUCAAAGGGCAAAAAUACUGCCUACUAAGUAGGAAGAUAAUUGUUAUAAAGCAUGAUGUGUUCUUACUGUUUUUGUUCAUCUGUAGGGGGACAGGGGUAGAAGGGGUAAGAACGGAUCAUCCGGGACUCCAGGAACUAAAGGGAAACCUGGAAUAGAGGUAUGGAGAAAUAUAACUUGCCCUAGGCAUUGUUUGCCUUCCUAUGGUUAUCAUGUAACAUAAUGGAUGUUUUCUGUUUACCAAAGGGUCCACCUGGUCUACCUGGGACGAAAGGAGAUAAGGGCGACAGUAUCCCGGGGGAACCAGGCGUCAGGGGUGUGGUUGGGAUCACAGGUCGCAGGGUGAGAUGGAACAAUGGGCAUAAUGACCUCAGAGAUAGAAUCUUGGCAGCAUUGUAAAAGAUAGAAAAGCUGCUCAUCAUGACGCAGUAACAACAGGAUGGCACAACAUGCACCAUUUUUAUAUUUGUGAUGUGUUUUUGUUUGUGACAGGGUGAAAAGGGCACUGCAGGAGUCAUAGGAGCCCCAGGACACACUGUGAGUUAACAUCAUCACCUUUCAUGAUAUGGACCGUCCAGAGGAGGCUGGUGGGAGAAGCUAAGAAGGACGGCUCAUUUUAAUGGCUGGAAUGCAAUAAAUCGAACGCCGUCAAAUGUGGUUUCCAGAUGUUAUGUGUUUGAUAACAUUCCAGCCACUAGAAUGAGCCCAUCCUCCUAUAGCUCUUCCCACCAGCCUCCUCUGGUACAGUCAUGUAGUUAAGCACAUUUGUUACAUAGCUACCUUGACCCUUGACCUCUUUUACUUAGGGUCCAAAGGGCUUCCCGGGCAGCAAAGGAGCAAAGGUAGGUUGACGGUUACUUCUUUGAUGACAUGGUAAUUUUGGUAGACUAUUCUGUGAAAAAAUUAUAACAAGGUGCGAUUGAGUGGGUCUUACUAAAUACUUUUAGAUUUUAGAUUUUCAUACACUCAUACAUCCACUCAGGUUCUCCAGAUAAUUUAGAUACUUUUACUUUAGAGAUAGUUUUAAAGAUGGUUUUGACAGCCCGGUGUUUCAGAGUUCAGUCAAAUUCUCUGCUCGUUCUAUUGAAGUGUCACUUCUGUCUCUUCAAACCCUCUUUAGAACCCUCUUUAGAACCCUAUUUUUUAAACAUGUUUCAACACUCACCAUGUGGCCAGUCUAUUUCAAUUAACUUCAGUUGAUUUUUGUGUGUAUAUAGGGAUGUGGAGAAUGAACAUGAAGAGUCCAUUUUUAUAUGUAACUACCUGAUACAGCCAUAUAGUAUAUAGUUUGUGUUUUCUACACACAGACUUCAAAUAAAUAGUAUCUCAUAGACCCAUGCAGGCUGGGCACCAUUUGGUGUAUGACACUAAAAUACAAACACUGUAAAUCAAUCAAUCAAUCAUAGUAUGAAUGUUAUAAGCCAUUGAUUCCUUUCAUAAAAUACCUACUGACGUAAUAUAUUUUCACAGGGUGACAGAGGUUUAGCAGGAGUACAAGGAGAGAGGGUGAGGUAUACAUUACAUAAGUACUACACUAAGAGUGUUUUGUGCAUGAUUCAUUAAUAUAUGAUGUACCUUCUUUAUGUUUAGGGAAGCCCUCUCCAAAUCCAGGGACCCAGAGGCUACAAGGGCUUAAAAGGAGAAGGGGUGAGAAACAAGUCCCUGAAAACAAGUCCCCCAAAAUGUAUUUUGAAUGCUAAUUUAUGUUCUAGAGCAAUCCUCCUUAAAAAAAAAUGUUAUUUUAGAGAGAUAGCUUUUGCAUUUUCACAUUGUGUGUUUUCCCGCUGAAGAGGCUGUUUAUCUGUUAUGUUUGUUUGUUUUAGGGAGAGCGAGGCUCCCCAGGUUUCGAUGGAGAUAAAGGCGAGAAGGGAGAGGACGGGCCCCCGGGGUUCAAAGUGCAUGAAAUAACAUUUUAUGUGGAAAAAAGAGAGAAAGAAAGAUUGUUAAUAGAUUUAAAGAAAGAGAGUCAAACACCAACAGAAAGAGAAAAUACAUUAUCCAUAACAUGGAAGCCAAAGCACGUACUGUUCUAACGUUCAGCUUUUUGCUCUCCAUCCGAAGGGCCUCAAAGGAGAAGCAGGGGCCAAAGGAGCCAUGGGGCUGUUUGGGGUCCGCGGACCAGUGGGCCAGAAGGUCCGUAGGAAAUACAGCAUGUAUCAAUCUACAGGCUACAUGGAACCACUGUUAUCAGAUCUAUGCUGCUACGUGUAUGCUCACUGUUGUUCUGUGCUUCCAGGGAGAUACUGGCGAGCCUGGAGUCAAUGGAGAAGUGGUGGGUAUUUAUCUGACACACUUUAACAGUGUCCAAAUAAACAGGAUCAGUAUAACUGUAUAUAUACUAUGGUGGCGUGGAAUGUGGUCAAAAACAGGCUUUGUUGAUUGGCUUGUUGUUGUCACAGGGUCGUAAUGGGGACGAUGGAUUGGACGGAGCCACAGGAGCCAAAGGAGACAUGGGACUCCAGGGACAGAAGGGAGAUCAGGUGAGGAGAGUGUGGCAAAGAGCAUAGAAAUUAGAGACAAAUAGAACCUGUCAUCUGUUAUGUUGUGAAUCAUUAUACAGUCAUUCUAUUCUGUUCCAUUCUGAUAUUCUAUUCCUAGGGUGACAGAGGUGAACCUGGUUUACCGGGGGAUACUGGGCAGACAGGAGAGAAGGUGAGGGCUUGAUCAUAAUGUAUUAGGCAUGUUAAUGAGAUGGUAAUGCAAUGAUCAAAGGUAACUCUUGGUUGUGGUUGUUGCACAGGGAUUCCGAGGCCUACCUGGACGCAUAGGAAGCACUGGGCUUGAUGGAGAAAAGGUUAGUUGCCUGCUGUGGGAAUCAAUACAAUGAUCACAACAACACAUUGUGCUCCAGGAAGCAUCGUCAGUACCACUCACCCACAAAAGUCAAGGUUUACAGUAGUGGCAACUAGCUGCCACACGCUGGAUACAAUUUAGUAUACUGUUCAAUCCUCUGACCUAAUAGGUCACUGUCAGACUAUGGUCAAUGGUUGCACAGUUUCAGACACAGUUUCAGUGGAAAUUGAAGUAUUUCAUCAUUGUUUGACACAGGGAGAGAUGGGGAUUCCUGGAACCCCAGGACUUCCAGGGAUCAAUGGACUCACAGGACGGAAGGUAAGCACAAACACUGUAAUUCCAAUCUCCAAGGGUGUCUGAUGGGGUUGGGAUAUGCAAGAAAAACAUUUCCAUUUCACACAUACACACUUGUAUAUGUGAAACAGGACAAAUAUAAGCACCCACCUAAUUAUUUAUUAAUUAUUUAUAUACAGACACAAAUCAAAAUCAUUCUCACUAAUCUUCUGAAAAGUGUUGAUUGUGAUGUGUUGUGUUGAUGUGUUGUGUUGAUGUGAUGUGUUGAUAUGUUGUGUUGAUGUGUUGUGUUGAUGUAUUGUGUUGAUGUGUUGUGUUGAUGUGUUGUGUUGAUGUGUUGAUGUGUUGAUGUGUUGAUGUGUUGUGUUGAUGUGUAGGGGGAAAAAGGGAACGAGGGUAUCAAUGGAGUAGAGGGAGCCCCAGGACUGAAAGGAGAGAAGGUUGGUUCAAAUCACAUGUAAAUAUCUGCCUUUAUUAGACCGAUAGAAUACAAUCGCUCGUUGAAAUUAUUACUAUUCAUAUUCUACGUACUACAGAGGAAUGUGGAAAUAUUCAUAUAGUUCUUGAAGCAUUAUGUUUUUCUCCCAUCAUGCACCAUUCAUGUUGUCCCUGUCUUGUGCAGGGCACCACUGGUUUCCCAGGGUUCCCUGGGUUUAAGGGGUCAGCAGGGACACCAGGAAGUGAUGGAGUGGAGGGGCGACCAGGAAGUAAUGGGUCCAAGGGAGAGACAGGAACCAAGGUAGAUUGAGGUUGCCUUCCGGUCAAGGUUAUUAUAGUAAAUGAAAACUGAAACUAAAAUAAAAACUAAAAUUGGAAAAACUAUUUAGUAAAUUGAAAUAAAAAUAUUUGAAAAACUUAAACUGUACUGAAACUAUUAUCUUUGCCUGCAAAACUAACUAAAAUAGUUUAUUUUUCUUCUAAUUUUGGGGCAAAACUAAUUUAAAAUUGAGUUUUCGAGGUUCUGAAUCUGGUGGUUAUAGGCCUAGCUUGUGCAUCACUAUCACUAGCUAUCACUAGCUAACAGGGAAGAAAUCCAAGGGCGAGCACGGAGCGUGACUGGGCCAAGCAAGAACAGCUUGUGAAGUUAAUGGAGCCGUUCGCAAUACAUACCGACCAACUUCAAACUGACAGCCAAACUGAUGUGGUACUGUGCCUUCUCAACCUUGAGGCACACUUGCAGUCAACACUGUUGCAAAACAGUUGGUACAGGUCCUCCUGAAGUCACUGCAUGAGCGCUUCGCAUGCAUACUGAAUGGCAGCCAACUUCAAUCCAACAAGGCAUGAAGUGCCCCGUGUGAGAUGGGGAAAUACCUGGAAGAGGUAAAGGAGGGCAUGUUUACAGAGUCACCUCUCCAGUUCUGGCAGGCAAAUGGCUGUUUAUCCAAAGCUGUGCUCUGUGGCACUAGAUCUGGUUUCUGCACCUGCAUCCCAAGUGUUUGUGGAGAGAAUAUUCUCUGUCUGUGGACAACUGUCAUCAAACGAACACCUCUCUUGAAGAUAAACCAGAAAAUCUUGUUUGCUUGAACAGAAACAAACACACACACACAAGCUGGCUGGCUGUGAACUGAUAGAUUUGUGGAGAAGUGUUGUAUUGCUUAUGUUUUUGCUGCUGUUGCAGCUGUUUUUAUUAGCCAUAUUUGAAGGGGUUAGUCAGUGAUACAUGUUUAAUAUUACAUAAAUAUAAAAUGUCAAAUGUAUCAUGACUUCAUUUGUAGUUUUUGUGUCAGAUAAAGGUACAGGUACUUGAUUCUUCUUCUACUAAAGUUAAAAAAGCAAAGGGAUUGGUGUAAACAUGAGUUUCCUUCCACAAUAUUUCUUGCACCAGUCUAGGCACUUAUCCUUCCAAUCCAAUUCACAAUAGGAUUGAUUUAUAAUUUACACCUAACCAAACCUAUGUCCUGGCCACGGAGUUGUAUGGAGUACUCUAGUGGCCAAAAGCCUGUGUUUACAGUGGGGGGGAAAGUAUUUAGUCAGCCACCAAUUGUGCAAGUUCUCCCACUUAAAAAGAUGAGAGAGGCCUGUAAUUUUCAUCAUAGGUACGCGUCAACUAUGACAGACAAAUUGAGGAAAAAAAUUCCAGAAAUUCACAUUUUAGGAUUUUUAAUGAAUUUAUUUGCAAAUUAUGGUGGAAAAUAAGUAUUUGGUCACCUACAAACAAGCAAGAUUCCUGGCUCUCACAGACCUGUAACUUCUUCUUUAAGAGGCUCCUCUGUCCUCCACUCGUUACCUGCAUUAAUGGCACCUGUUUGAACUUGUUAUCAGUAUAAAGGACACCUGUCCACAACCUCAAACAGUCACACUCCAAACUCCACUAUGGCCAAGACCAAAGAGCUGUCAAAGGACACCAGAAACAAAAUUGUAGACCUGCACCAGGCUGGGAAGACUGAAUCUGCAAUAGGUAAGCAGCUUGGUUUGAAGAAAUCAACUGUGGGAGCAAUUAUUAGGAAAUGGAAGACAUACAAGACCAUUGAUAAUCUCCCUCGAUCUGGGGCUCCACGCAAGAUCUCACCCCGUGGGGUCAAAAUGAUCACAAGAACGGUGAGCAAAAAUCCCAGAACCACACGGGGGGACCUAGUGAAUGACCUGCAGAGAGCUGGGACCAAAGUAACAAAGCCUACCAUCAGUAACACACUACGCCGCCAGGGACUCAAAUCCUGCAGUGCCAGACGUGUCCCCCUGCUUAAGCCAGUACAUGUCCAGGCCCGUCUGAAGUUUGCUAGAGUGCAUUUGGAUGAUCCAAAAGAGGAUUGGGAGAAUGUCAUAUGGUCAGAUGAAACCAAAAUAGAACUUUUUGGUAAAAACUCAACUCGUCGUGUUUGGAGAAUGCUGAGUUGCAUCCAAAGAACACCAUACCUACUGUGAAGCAUGGGGGUGGAAACAUCAUGCUUUGGGGCUGUUUUUCUGCAAAGGGACCAGCACGACUGAUCCGUGUAAAGGUAAAAAUGAAUGGGGCCGUGUAUCGUGAGAUUUUGAGUGAAAACCUCCUUCUAUCAGCAAGGGCAUUGAAGAUGAAACGUGGCUGGGUCUUUCAGCAUGACAAUGAUCCCAAACACACCGCCCGGGCAACGAAGGAGUGGCUUCGUAAGAAGCAUUUCAAGGUCCUGGAGUGGCCUAGCCAGUCUCCAGAUCUCAACCCCAUAGAAAAUCUUUGGAGGGAGUUGAAAGUCUGUGUUGCCCAGCGACAGCCCCAAAACAUCACUGCUCUAGAGGAGAUCUGCAUGGAGGAAUGGGCCAAAAUACCAGCAACAGUGUGUGAAAACCUUGUGAAGACUUACAGAAAACGUUUGACCUCUGUCAUUGCCAACAAAGGGUAUAUAACAAAGUAUUGAGAAACUUUUGUUAUUGACCAAAUACUUAUUUUCCACCAUAAUUUGCAAAUAAAUUCAUUAAAAAUCCUACAAUGUGAUUUUCUGGAUUUUUUUUUCUCAUUUUGUCUGUCAUAGUUGACGUGUACCUAUGAUGAAAAUUACAGGCCUCUCUCAUCUUUUUAAGUGGGAGAACUUGCACAAUUGGUGGCUGACUAAAUACUUUUUUUCCCCACUGUACAUGGGCAGCGCCAUUGAGGACUUUCGACAUUUUGAUUUGGCAUGACCUGAUGGCCCGGUUGGAGUGGUGACAGCUGGGUCAUCAGGAGGGAUCAGCCAAUUCAUUUUACUAGUGAAGAAGAAAAUGGACUAUUUCAUGAUGGCGUCUGUGAGGGCUGUCCUUCCUGACACAGACGCUAUCAUGACACAGAUACAGGGAUGUUAUGUUUUUCCAAGUCUAUGGUCCUGGCCAUCAUCUUACUGCCCCCCAGUGGCAAGAAGUGACAUCCCAAAAAAACGAACUAUAGGCCUAAUGGCUAGCCUUCCAUUGGCCACUUUCUGUCCCUAACAGAAAAAAAAACGACAUAGAAAGGUUUUUAUCAAACUGAAACUAAAUAAAAACUAGUCAAUCAAGUCUGAAAACUAACUGAAACUAAACAGAAUUUCAAAGAAAAAUCUAAAAACUAAUAGAAAUAAAAAACUAAUCGUAAAUCACCAAACUAUAGUAUCCUUGCUUCCGGUAACCUAUUGUAUAUUGGUGUCAUGGAAGCAGAAUUUUGUGUAUACUCUGUGUCUGUUCGUGUGUCUGUGUGUCUGUCCGUGUGUCUGUGUGUCUGUCUGUGUAUGUCUGUGUAUGUGUCUGGCUCAGUCUGUCUGUCUGUCUGUCUGUCUGACUGUCUGACUGUCUGUCUAUGUCCUUCAUGCAUGCAUAACAACAACAACAACAAUAACAACCCCAGCCCAACCAACCCCAGAACCCAGUUUUGCCCAGUCACAGUGCACCUUAAAGAAUCCACUUUCCACAAAAGUUACAACAAUAAAAAAAGAACCAGACAACGUCAUGAUGAGAUGAAACAAGCCUGAUUACAGCAGGCACAUUGUCCACCUAUCAGAAUGGCUGUCAGAUAGAUAGACAGGCAGGAGACUACAUUCCAAUGUCUAGCAACGCAUAGGAAGGAAGAGAAUAGAGGCAUAAUUAAGACACAGAAAUGGGUCUAAUUUCUGAUGCGGCGGGAACGCUAUCCAAACCUCUAUGUUAAUAACUCCUUUCAGCCACAAUUAGUAGCCUGUUGAUGUUGAUAGGAGAGAAGGGAUGGAGAGGAUGUAAUGAGAACGUUUUAUCACAAAACAUCUGGAUGUGUUAGAUAUUUAUAGGAUAACUAGUGAGGCAAGAUAAGCCUAAUGAUCGGGUUGAGCUUUAGUUAGGCAACUACGUUGUAAGGAAGUAUGUAGUAGAAAAGUAUGUAGUAGGGAAGUACGUAGUAGGGAAGUACGUUGUAAGGAAGUAUGUAGUAGAAAAGUAUGUAGUAGGGAAGUACGUAGUAGGGAAGUACAUAGUAGGGAAGUACGUAGUAGGGAAGUACGUAGUAGGGAAGUACGUAGUAGGGAAGUACGUAGUAGGGAAGUACGUAGUAAGGAAGUACGUAGUAGGGAAGUACGUAGUAGGGAAGUACGUAGUAGGGAAGUACGUUGUAAGGAAGUAUGUAGUAGAAAAGUAUGUAGUAGGGAAGUACGUAGUAGGGAAGUACAUAGUAGGGAAGUACGUAGUAGGGAAGUACGUAGUAGGGAAGUACGUAGUAGGGAAGUACAUAGUAGGGAAGUACGUAGUAGGGAAGUACGUAGUAGGGAAGUACGUAGUAGGGAAGUACGUAGUAAGGAAGUACGUAGUAGAGAAGUACGUAGUAGGGAAGUACGUAGUAAGGAAGUACGUAGUAGGGAAGUACGUAGUAGGAGAGUACGUAGUAGGGAAGUACGUAGUAGGGAAGAACGUAUUAGGGAAGUACGUAUUAGGGAAGUACGUAGUAGAGAAGUACGUAGUAGGGAAGUACGUAGUAGGAGAGUACGUAGUAGGGAAGUACGUAGUAGGAGAGUACGUAGUAGGGAAGUACGUAGUAGGGAAGUACGUAGUAGGGAAGAACGUAUUAGGGAAGUACGUAUUAGGGAAGUACGUAGUAGGGAAGUACGUAGUAGGGAAGUACGUAGUAAGGAAGUACGUAGUAGGGAAGUACGUAGUAGGGGAGUAUGUAGUAGGAAAGUACGUAGUAGGGAAGUAUGUAGUAGGGAAGUACGUAGUAGGGAAGUACGUAGUAGGGAAGUAUGUAGUAGGGAAGUACGUUUUAGGGAAGUACGUAGUAGGGAAGUACGUGUUCCUCUUAUAAUAGUAUAAAAUUUUUGUAAAAUGGAAUUUAGAGUGAAGGAUGUUGUUGGUUUGUAUUUCUAUGUGAGAGAGUGUGUGUGUAAGUGUGUCUGUCUGUGUGUGUGCCUAUCUGUGCCUGCCUGUUUGUGCAUGUGCCUGUGAGCGCACAUGUACGUGGGCUUGCUAGCAUGCUCAGCACCUGUGUGAGUAAGUGCGUUCUCAAUUUGACUGUGUUGUUGUCCCAGGGAGAGAGGGGCAGGAGAGGCAGAGGGAAGCCUUGUCAGACAGGACCACCUGGAACUCCAGGACAAAGAGGAGGCAGUGUAAGCUACUUCCCAGACCAGACACAUCCCUUAGCAAAAACUAUUGCAGCCAGAGUGCAGUAUAACUGCAGUUAGAGUGCAGUAAAACUGCAGUUAGAGUGCAGUAGAACUGCAGUAUGCUGCAAAUACUGCGUCCACAAUACAUUUUUUUUACUGCAGUAAUUUUGCAGUGUAACUGCAGUUAGUGUGCAGUAGAACUGCAGUUCAACUGCAGUACACUGCAGUUCAACUGCAGUUAUUCUGCAAUUACUGUGUCCAAAAUAUCACAGUUGACGGCAGUUACUGCACUUUUACUGCAGUUUCAAAACCAAAAUAUUUUUUUGUAAAGGACAGCACUCACACAUAUGUUGUUGUUAAUGUAUAAAUACCUAAUGGGAGUUACUGUCCCUAGGCUGGUUGACAGUAAUAAUUGCUGUGAUAAUAACCAGUGUGUCUUUUCCAGGGAGAGCUUGGAAACGAGGGACUAAAGGGAGAGAAAGGGGAACCUGGACUCUCUGUAAGUGCAUCUUACUUAUACACAUUUACAUUUACAUUUACGUCAUUUAGCAGACGCUCUUAUCCAGAGCGACUUACAAAUUGGUGCAUUCACCUUAUAGCCAGUGGGAUAACCACUUGACAGUGUUUUUUUAUUUUUUUGGGGGGUGGGGUUGGGUAAGGUGGGGGGUAGAAGGAUUACUUUAUCCUAUCCCAGGUAUUCCUUAAAGAGGUGGGGUUUCAAAUGUCUCCGGAAGGUGGUGAGUGACUCCGCUGUCCUGGCGUCGUGAGGGAGCUUGUUCCACCAUUGGGGUGCCAGAGCAGCGAACAGUUUUGACUGGGCUGAGCGGGAACUGUGAUUCCGCAGAGGUAGGGGAGCCAGCAGGCCAGAGGUGGAUGAAUACAAUGCCCUCGUUUGGGUGUAGGGACUGAUCCGAGCCUGAAGGUACGGAGGUGCCGUUCCCCUCACAGCUCCGUAGGCAAGCACCAUGGUCUUGUAGCAGAUGCGAGCUUCAACUGGAAGCCAGUGGAGUGUGCGGAGGAGCGGGGUGACGUGAGAGAACUUGGGAAGGUUGAACACCAGACGGGCUGCGGCAUUCUGGAUGAGUUGUAGGGGUUUAAUGGCACAGGCAGGGAGCCCAGCCAACAGCGAGUUGCAGUAAUCCAGACGGGAGAUGACAAGUGCCUGGAUUAGGACCUGUGCCGCUUCCUGUGUAAGGCAGGGUCGUACUCUCCGAAUGUUGUAGAGCAUGAAUCUACAGGAUCGGGUCACCGCCUUGAUGUUAGCGGAGAACGACAGGGUGUUGUCCAGGGUCACGCCAAGGCUCUUCGCACUCUGGGAGGAGGACACAACGGAGUUGUCAACCGUGAUGGCGAGAUCAUGGAACGGGCAGUCGUUCCCCGGGAGGAAGAGCAGCUCCGUCUUGCCAAGGUUCAGCUUGAGGUGGUGAUCCGUCAUCCAUACUGAUAUGUCUGCCAAACAUGCAGAGAUGCGAUUCGCCACCUGGUUAUCAGAAGGGGGAAAGGAGAAGAUUAGUUGUGUGUCGUCUGCGUAGCAAUGAUAGGAGAGGCCAUGUGAGGAUAUGACAGAGCCAAGUGACUUGGUGUAUAGCGAGAAUAGGAAAGGGCCUAGAACUGAGCCCUGGGCGACACCAGUGGUGAGAGCACGUGGUGCGGAGACAGCUUCUCGCCACGCCACUUGGUAGGAGCGACCGGUCAGGUAGGACGCAAUCCAAGAGUGAGCCGUGCCGUAGAUGCCCAGCUCGGAGAGGGUGGAGAGGAGGAUCUGAUGGUUCACGGUAUCAAAGGCAGCAGACAGGUCUAGAAGGACACGAGCAGAGGAGAGAGAGUUAGCUUUAGCAGUGCGGAGAGCCUCCGUGACACAGAGAAGAGCAGUCUCAGUUGAAUGACCAGUCUUGAAACCUGACUGGUUUGGAUCAAGAAGGUCAUUCUGAGAGAGAUAGCAAGAGAGUUGGCUAAAGACGGCACGCUCAAUAGUUUUGGAGAGAAAAGAAAGAAGGGAUACUGGUCUGUAGUUGUUGACAUCAGAGGGAUCGAGUGUUGGUUUUUUGAGAAGGGGUGCAACUCUCGCUCUCUUGAAGAUGGAAGGGACAUAGCCAGCGGUCAAGGAUGAGUUGAUCAGCGAGGUGAGGUAAGGGAGAAGGUCACCGGAGAUGGUCUGGAGAAGAGAGGAGGGGAUAGGAUCAAGCGGGCAGGUUGUUGGGCGGCCGGCCGUCACAAGUCGCAAGAUUUUAUCUGGAGAGAGAGGGGAGAAAUAAGUCAAAGCAUAGGGUAGGGCAGUGUGAGCAGGACCAGCAGUGUAAUUUGACUUAACAAACGAGGAUCGGAUGUCGUCAACCUUCUUUUCAAAAUGGUUGACGAAGUCAUCCACAGAGAGGGAGGAGGGGGGGAGUGGGAGGAGGAUUCAGCAGGGAGGAGAAGGUGGCAAAGAGCUUCCUAGGGUUAGAGGCAGAUGCUUGGAAUUUAGAGUGGUAGAAAGUGGCCUUAGCAGCAGAAACAGAUGAAGAAAAUGUAAAGAGGAGGGAGUGAAAAGAUGCCAGGUCCGCAGGGAGUCUAGUUUUCCUCCAUUUCCGCUCGGCUGCCCGGAGCCCUGUUCUGUGAGCUCGCAAUGAGUCAUCAAGCCACGGAGCUGGAGGGGAGGACCGAGCCGGCCGGGAGGAUAGGGGACAUAGAGAGUCAAAGGAUGCAGAAAGGGAGGAGAGGAGGGUUGAGGAGGCAGAAUCAGGAGAUUGGAGGGAGAAGGAUUGAGCAGAGGGAAGAGAUGAUAGGAUGGAAGAGGAGAGAGUAGCGGGAGAGAGAGAGCGAAGGUUGCGACGGGGCAUUACCAUCUGAGUAGGGGCAGAGUGAGUAGUGUUGGAGGAGAGCGAGAGAGAAAAGGAUACAAAGUAGUGGUCGGAGACAUGGAGGGGAGUUGCAGUGAGAUUAGUAGAAGAGCAGCAUCUAGUAAAGAUGAGGUCAAGCGUAUUGCCUGCCUUGUGAGUAGGGGGGGACGGUGAGAGGGUGAGGUCAAAAGAGGAGAGGAGUGGAAAGAAGGAGGCAGAGAGAAAUGAGUCAAAGGUAGACGUAGGGAGGUUGAAGUCCCCCAGAACUGUGAGGGGUGAGCCAUCCUCAGGAAAGGAACUUAUCAAGGCGUCAAGCUCAUUGAUGAACUCUCCAAGGGAACCUGGAGGGCGAUAAAUGACAAGGAUAUUAAGCUUAAAUGGGCAAGUGACUGUGAUAGCAUGGAAUUCAAAUGAGGAGAUAGACAGAUGGGUCAGGGGAAAAUAGAGAAUGUCCACUUGGGAGAGAUGAGGAUUCCUGUGCCACCACCCCGCUGACCAGAUGCUCUCGGGGUAUGCGAGAACACAUGGUCAGACGAGGAGAGAGCAGUAGGAGUAGCAGUGUUUUCAGUGGUAAUCCAUGUUUCCGUCAGCGCCAAGAAGUUGAGGGACUGGAGGGUAGCAUAGGCUGAGAUGAACUAUGCCUUGUUGGCAGCAGAACGGAAGUUCCAGAGGCUGCCUGAGACCUGGAACUCCACGUGGGUGGUGCGUGCAGGGACCACCAGGUUAGAGAGGCAGCAGCCACGUGGUGUGAGGCGUUUGUAUAGCCUGUGCGGAGAGGAGAGAACAGGGAUAGACAGAGGCAUAGUUGACAGGCUGCAGAAAAUGGCUACAAUAAUGCAAAGGAGAUCAGAAUGAAAUGAACUAAACAUCUGGGAAAGGUGAGAGCGGGGCCUCCCUCACCACAACACCCAAAUAUAACUCUCCCAACUUCCACCUCUGAAACUAUAAUUGUUGUAAACUACAGCGGUUCAAUGUUUUCUAGGAAUAGACUAACUUAGUUUAUUCAGCUAGCUAACUAGGUACAGUAUUCUUCCGUGAAAAUCGUCCAGGGCACCUAGUCAUAAGACGCCACAGCCAGCUAGCAUGCCGGACUCCAACAACACGGUUUAGCACCAAUACUCGGCCACAACAAACCACCAGUGUGUCAACACGCCAAGCAGAUCGUUCGUGUCCGUGUCUAACGUUGUGGGUUAAUCCCGACAGCUUGAGCGAGUCCGUCGUCAACUUAUUCAGCCAGUUAGUUAGCUAGAAUAGUUAGUAUACUAGCUAGCGAUUGCUAGAAUGUUUUAGAAUGUAGAAUUUAGAAUGUUUGACAUCUGCCUUGUCCAAGACAUAUUUGUAUUGACAGACAGCUUGGUUGAAGACAGGGUCUAAGCAGAGUGACAGCACUCUGCUCUCUCUGUUCUCAGGCCGAGGAGGUGAAAGAGCUGGUCAACCAAGAGGUGGUGAACCAGUGUGGUGAGUGUUUAUGUUGUAAUGUGCGCAUGCAGGUCUGUGUGGCUGUGUGUCUGUUCUACAUUCUAAAACUCCCACUGCUGCGGCAUGGCACCCCUGUGUGUUCUGCCAUCUGGUGUGCUCUCUCUGUGGAAUGGCCCGCUGAGAGAGGGGACACCGUGACCGACCGGAGUCAUUCACAAACACCAGACUCAUAAACCAUCACGCCACACACCAGAACCCAUAGGGCCCUUUAACCACAGGGUCAAACGCAUCUUUAGUUUACACCUCCACAACUUCGAGGAGAAAGGCAUUGUUGCCUUAUCCAUAGAGAACAUCACUACAGUAUAUCAUUCGUUUUGUAUCAACAUAUCAUAUAAAAUGUGUGUAAUAACUCAAAGUUGUUUUUCUCCAUUAGUUUCCAGGCGAGGUGCGAAUGCCUGGCUAUGAAAUUGUCAAUUGAAACAAAUAAAAGCCUCUUUAAGACAGGCUCAUGUUUAUUCAAUGGUAGGGGAAACACUGACUAUUCUGUCUGUGGUUGUUGCAGCGAUGGACUUGAAGUUUGUGGUGAAGUCCAAGGACCCGGAUGCUGAGAGCACGUUGAGUGAGAGGGAGCCGGACGAGCCUGUAUCCAUCCUAACUCGCAGCCUACCUGAGGAUGAGAUGGAAGAGGAAGAGGAAAUACUUGAAAAGGAGCUGGUAGGAUCAAACACUCCUCCCCCCGUCCCCUUGCGAGAGGAGGGGACUCCAGGUUAUGGCAACCUUACCGGUAAGUCAAAGUUCAAAGCAGUUUUUGCCGGAGUCUGGUGUAGCGGUCUAAGCUGUUGACCACAUAUAUGCCCCUGGUCCCGAUGUGAUGUUGCUUUCCAUUGACAGUACAGCAUAGCCACACAUUUUUACACAGAAGAAAACCUAAACGUCCCUUGUCUGUCACGAAUGUUGAAUACAAUCAUAUUAAAACUUACUCUGCCGAUUGUCUGUGGGGUUGGUUCUUAUUCGGGUCGAAAUACAAGACAAAUAUCCACAGGAUAUUUCAAAACGCUGGUCUUUUAUUGUCAUACCUCACCUAUUUGAGGACCUAAUAAAUACAUAAAAAUCAGUUCUUUUUUCCUUCAUGUAAACAUUAACCUUGUCCCUAGGUGAGACCCUCGCUUAGACCAAUUCAGUAUCCUAUCCAUCUAGUUACUAACCUCCAGAGUUGAUCCCAACCCUGAAGCUAGACUAUUCUGGGUGGUUAGUGAGUAGAAUAGGACGAGGACAAAGACAGAGGGAAAGCGAGAGAGGGGCAGUGUUUCACGGAUCAUUAUCCUAGCCAGCCCUAGGCUAGUGGGCUUCUCAUCCCAUUUGAAUCCCUAUUUGAACCAAAGAGAUCAGAAAUAAUCAAAGGCUCACUCUAACAUUGCCCCUGUCAAUGUCACCAUUGUUAUGUGUAAUCACCCGUCCGGGAUCGUGACAUGUAGCUUAACGUACAGGUACAUACCCAAAUAUCAGAUCCUUUCAGAUACUCUGAGCAUUUGAUUGAGUUUGCCUGGAGUGCCAGAUGGGUGGGGUUUUCACUUUUGGGAGUAUUACAUUGAUUCCAUUACACCAGACUUGAUUUGCCUGAUAAGAAAUAGUUAAAUAAGAAUAAAAUACAAACUCCAUAAUCUCCUCGGAAAUGCAGUGUAUUUUACAUGCAAAAUGUAUCAGUCACAGACAAACAUCAGACUCGGAGAUAACGGACAUUCAUAGACAUUUCCAUCUCUCAUUAGUCUUAUUUGUCAUAAACCCUUUCCUCCAUAUCUCCCUAUUCAUCCUCCAGUAUGAACCUAUAGAGAGUCACUAAGAGAGACCAAGUCAGUCGGACAGACUUAAGUGGCGUCAUUGCCGAGUCUGCAGACCAGGGCUGUAUUCCAAAUGGCACUUCAUUCCCUGUAUAGUGUAAUACUUUUGACCAGGGCCCAUAGAGUUGACAUUUAUCAAUGGCCAUGUGUGUUGAUUAGAGGAGUGGGAGUGGGACGCAGCGGACCCCACUUAGUGGUAAAUGGUUAAAUCUGCCUGUCUGUAAUCUAAUGAUUGCUCCCGUCUCUCGGCCAUCAGACUCUGGAGCGGACGGGGGAGCGGACUGGGGACUGACGCACAGAAGACGAAGGGUGCCGAGAGUUGGGCCGCGCUCAUCAGGUGAACAAAUUGAACUGGCCGACAUCUUAAAGAGAAAUAGGUAUCCUUGUCUAUUGUUCAGCGUGAAGGAUUACUUUAUAUGUUUAAGUUUAAGGGGCGAGUGACUCUCUGCAGAGAAGAGAGAGAGAGAAGGAAAGAUAGAGCUGCGAGAGAGAGAGAGAGAGGAGAGAGAGAGAGGGGGGGGCAGCGAUAGAGGAUCUAGCAGAUCAGGAGGAGCUGAGCGGGAGAGACGGAGAGAGAGGAGGGAAGAAGCGGGAUACUAGCGACGAGAGAAGAGAGGAGAGGGUUGUGCUUUUCCCUUUUUCCCCCGGUCCUUUUUAGGCCCCGGGGGGGCUUCUCCUGGGGGCCCCUUUGCCUUCCCCCUUUUUUUCUCUCUUUUCCCCUUUUUUUCUCUUGUUUCUCCCCUCUCCCCGUUUUCUUCUUUCCUCGUCCUCAAUUUUUUCUCUCUUUUAAUCUCUUUUUUUUUCCCCUGGGCCCCUUCCCCCCCCUUUUUUCCCCCGGGGGGGCCCCUGUUUCCCCCCGGGGGCGGGAACCCCCCCCCCCGGCCCGGCCCCCCCCCCCCGGGGGGGGCCCCCCGGGGGGGGAAUCGGGGGGGGCCCCCUUUUACGACCCGGCGCUCCCGGGGACUCUUUUUCCGGGGCGCUCUCUCUCCUCUCUCUCUCUUCUUCUCCUUCUCUUUUUGCCUCUUGCUUCUUUCUCUUUCCUCUCCUUUCUUUCUUGGGGAAAAAAAUUGAAAAAGAUCAAUUUUUUUGGGAAAGUUUUUGGAAACUGAAUUUAAAAAAAACUAUUCAAUAACAUAAUUCACUUAAUUAAUGGAUGAUCUAACAAUAAUAAUAAUAAUAAUAUGUCAUUUAGCAGACGCUUUUAUCCAAAGCGACUUACAGUCAUGUGCGCAUACAUUUUUACGUAUGGGUGGUCCCGGGGAUCGAACCCACUACCCUGGCGUUACAAGCGCCAUGCUCUACCAAUUGAGCUACAGAGGACCACAAAUGACUUAUAUGCUUGAUAUCACAGCACAAUGAACAUUAUUUCUCUGGUUUCUACAAAUUAUUUUUAUUCACUGAGGAUAAUAUGCCUAAUUCUACGUGUUUUUGAAUGUGUUCACUCUUGUCAAACAUGCCUCAGAAAAGCUUCUCUUAAUACUCUGAUACUUAACUCCUAUAAUUUAGUGAUUAGCCUGGUCCCAGAUCUGUUUGUGCUGUCUAGGUCCUACGGUCAUCGUCAUGUUUGGCACAAACAAAUCUGUGACCAGGUUAUAUUUUCUCUUCUUUUGCUUUAGACUUGACCCCUGACCCCUGCCUGCAGCCCAUGUCAGAGGGGGGGUGUUGGGAGUAUGUCCUGCUGUGGUACUACCACCACCGCUCCGGGGAGUGCCGGCCGUUUGUCUACGGGGGCUGUGAGGGCAACCACAACCGCUUCAACACCAAACACGAGUGUCAGAGGUGGUGUGGGAAAGAGAGGAGAGGUAGGGAACAACUUGGUGGCGGUAGUCUCCAGGUUAGAGAGUUGACGGGAGGAACCCCUCAUUAGAUGGGGGACAUCUGUGGGGAGGUGAACCGACAGCCGGAGGGUUACCGGCUUCAAUAUCCCAUGUGCUAUAUACCGCUCUAGUGCCCUUGAGCAAGGCACUUUACCCCUAAUUGCUCCAGAGGCAGGUUGGGUACUGUGACAGAAAAAAAAAUAGGAUUUUUCAGUCCAAAUGGACCAAUAAAGCAAGUAUUGUAUUCUAUUGGAAUAACUACAGAACAUUUGGGAAGGAGAGGAGAGGUAGGGAACCACUAGGGAUGACUAGGGAAUGACGAGGAGAUUUGGGAAUGAGACGUAUACGUAUUUCCAUUUUCAAGGUAUGUCCAUUGUGACAACUAGCAUGUCCGUUGACAACUAGAAACUGUACAUUUCCUAAAAGAAAAUGCAGCAGUUGAAUGCACCAUCAAUCAGGGCCAAGGUUGGUAUUCAGGAAUAGAAGGGGUAAAAGAUGGAAGGAACCAAUCAUACUAGCCAGAGCUGGCACUAGAAAAGAGAGGUGGUCUAGACAGCCAUUGUGAAUCUUGGGAUAAACAUGGGCACACACCAGACAGCCGGGUCAAACAUUAUUUGAAGUGCACUUGAUUUAGCUUGCCGUUUGACAAAUGUAUUUGACAUCAGUCUGGCACACACAAAUGCAAUGUCAAAGAAGCAUGCGCAGUAAGCUAUUGUUGCAUUACAUAACAUAUCCAUUGUUUCUUCACAGGUCUUGAGCCUAGAAGGUGAGAGAGAGCCCGCCAAUCAAGACAAUUCUUUUUUGUAAAUGCCACAGUGUAAAAUGUUAGAAUUUUUGUGCAGAUCUGUUUUUUUAUAUUUAAAGUAAACUAAUGAUUACCCACACUUGAGAGAAAUGCCCAUAUAGACCAGAACUGCAUGGGUUUCAAAUAUUUGCAAAAUAAUUUGAAAUUCUUUAUCUGUGCCUGUUUGAGCUUGCCUGGCUUAAUAACCCAAUAGAAAAGUCCCCAAACUGCAAAACCUUGCCCAUCUGGCAGUCUCAAGCAAAUGCUCAAUGGAUUUCUCAAGUAAUUGAACGCAGGCAUUAUAUUUUCUAUGGACUAUGAGAAUUAUAGUUGACUCACUAUGUGAAUGUUAUGAAUGUGUUCUUUCAUGUUGUAUGUUUUAAUCAAAAGACAGCCUGCCAUUCUGUUAUACUACUUCUAAGUGCAUCAUUUGUUCUAGCUGUUUAAAUUCUGAGUUUUUAUCACUUAAACCCUGAAACUACUGAAAGAUUUGUAUUGUAUUGGUACAUGAUUCUACACCAAUGGCACUGUUUAUGUGAAUUGAUAAUGAGUAUUUACUAUUUUAAUGUGUGUCAUUAAAUCACAACAAUGAGUCUAUGAA